AUGAGUUCAGAAGACUCUCAUACAAGUCUGCUGGACAAUCCCUCCUCACCGCUUGAGGAUCCUCCCCAAGAGUCAGAAUCCCGACCACCAGCCCCCUCACGUGCCUCAACAUUCGGACCAAAGUGCUGGAUAUGCAUGAGCGACAAGAGUGAAGAUGACCCUAAUAACCCUGCUGUCUGGCGGUCACCAUGCUCCUGCAGUCUGACAGCUCACGAAGCAUGCCUGUUAGACUGGGUAGCCGACCUGGAGAACCCGAAGAACAAGAACAAACAGUCAGGGCCUAUUCAAUGCCCACAAUGCAAAUCCGAGAUCAAGAUAUCGAGACCGAGAAGUUAUGUGGUAGACAGCGUUCGCACUAUCGAUCGUUCUCUCGGGAAGUUUGUCUUACCUGGCUUAGGGCUGUCUUUGGCCGGCUCUCUAUGGGCUGGAGCGUGGUUUCACGGAUUUCAAUCAGUUUAUUUGGUGUUUGGACACGAUGACGCGGAUCGAAUAUUCAGAUAUACCGCUUCGCGUCCAGAUUUUGCCUGGAUGUACAGCCUCAUACCGAUCAACCUGAUCCUGGCCCGGACAGAUUAUGCCGACUUCGCCUUACCGGGCAGCAGCCUGAUUCUACUUUCCACCCAAAUCACCGACAAGUUCGACAUUGACUAUACCAUCUGGCCCCCUUUACCAACUACAGUAUUCGCCUGCAUUCCCGCCAUGAGGUCACUCUACAACUGGUGCUAUCACAAGGCCUUCUGUGACCUUAACAGAAAGUGGUUGGCAGAGGUGCAGCCUGGGCACGUUCAGCAACCAGGUGAAGUGCAAGCUGAGAAUGCCCAGGAUUUCCAGGAGCAAGAAGCGCAAGAAGGAGACGUGCUUGUCGAAAUCGAGAUCAACGAUCAUGGCGCAGCCUUAGAGGAAGAUGAGGAGGGCGGCCCAGCAGGUGCUGCUAAUGACGGAGCUGGAGUACAGCCGCAGCAAGAAAACCAACACGUCCAACGAAUAUUGCGCCAAGAAUUCAUUGAAACUGGCAGUAUCGGGCAGACGAUUCUUGGCGCGUUAAUGUUCCCAGCGGUCGCAGCAGGAAUGGGCAACCUGAUCAGCUUUGCCCUACCCACAUCAUGGCUGACGUACCGAAACUACACAAAUGGUCGGCCAGGACUGCUGGCGACGAAGUGGGGCAGAAGUGUGGUUGGCGGUUGUCUGUUUGUUGUGCUCAAGGAUGCAAUAAUGCUGUACUGCAGAUGGAAGUUGGCGCAGGGGCAUCGUCAGAGGAGGAUCAUGAACUUCGAUAAGCAGACGAAGAAGUAUUCGGUAUGA
This is a messenger RNA of Cladophialophora yegresii CBS 114405, 1302 nucleotides long. RefSeq lists its product as uncharacterized. The transcript has a single exon. The record is from RefSeq and is a predicted model, not a curated record. Bases 1 to 1302 code for a protein of 433 amino acids. Gene Ontology annotation, molecular function: zinc ion binding. NCBI's taxonomy places the organism in Eukaryota, Fungi, Ascomycota, Eurotiomycetes, Chaetothyriales, Herpotrichiellaceae.